UCAAUUUUUUGAAAUUAUUUUAUUUUAACUUGAAUUUAAGUCAUUUAAUACUGUUAAUUAACAUUCAUUGACUGAUUAUAAGUAAAAACUGUGUACUUUGCAAGACAUCAAGCCAUAGAAUCAACAAGAUAAGCAAAAAGAACAUCAUAAACAAUACACGUCACAAAAAAUAUACGUGUAUUAAGCUUUUAUCGCAACUAGUGAAAACAUUACUGUAAAAAUGAUUAGAAGAAAAUUAAUUAAUUAAAUCACAAAAGAACCAGUGAAUUUAACUAGUUUAUAUCAAAGAAAAAAAGACAACAAAAGUUAUUACCAUCAAAUCAUUUAAUUAUCGUGGAUUACAAUGGCUUUUCAAACAUUAGUUCAAGGAUUCUAUGAAAUUCCGGUGGUUACGAGAAUUUACACAACAGCCUGUGUAUGCACAACAUUUGCAGUUCAUCUGGAUCUAAUUUCCCCAUUUCAACUGUAUUUUAAUCCAACAUUAAUCUUACAAGGCCAAAUAUGGCGUCUAAUUACUACCUUCCUAUUUUUUGGCACAAUUGGAUUUAGUUUUCUGUUUAAUAUGAUAUUCACAUAUCGGUACUGUAGGAUGUUAGAGGAAGGGUCGUUUCGUGGAAAGACUGCUGACUUUAUCAUGAUGUUCGUUUUUGGCGCUGUAUUUAUGAUUAUCUUUGCCUUUUUCAUUAAUCUUCUGUUCCUCGGUCAAGCAUUCACGAUAAUGCUUGUGUAUAUUUGGUCACGACGAAAUCCAUUCCUUAGAAUGAACUUUUUUGGAUUAUUAAAUUUUCAAGCACCGUACCUUCCUUGGGUUCUAUUAGCCUUCUCUGUGAUCCUUGGUGAUAUAAGCAAUGCCAUAUACAUUGAUCUUGUCGGAAUUGGCGCUGGUCAUGUAUAUUGGUUCCUCGAAGACGUCUUUCCUAAUCAACCAAAUGGCAAGAAGCUCCUUAAGACACCACAAUUUCUUAGAAAUAUUUUCGAUGAGCCACCUGACACUGACGAUUAUGUUGUCUUGCCUGAAGAUCGUGCUGGUGGUGCUGCUUUUGUUUGGGGAAAUGCUAAUGUUGCUAAUAAUAAUAAUGACAACAAUCAGCAAAAUCAAUAAGUUUUUUUACGAUAUAUCUUCAUGAAUAAAUUAUGAAUAAAGUUUUUUAUUAG
This is a messenger RNA of Chironomus riparius, 1155 nucleotides long. The record is from the annotation of a GenBank genome assembly. Lineage: Eukaryota; Metazoa; Arthropoda; Insecta; Diptera; Chironomidae.